Messenger RNA from Hemisphaericaspora subhashii, 663 nucleotides. RefSeq names its product exosome non-catalytic core subunit. Bases 1 to 663 code for a protein of 220 amino acids. The transcript has a single exon. Gene Ontology annotation, cellular component: nucleolus; nuclear exosome (RNase complex); cytoplasmic exosome (RNase complex). The record is from RefSeq and is a predicted model, not a curated record. Lineage: Eukaryota; Fungi; Ascomycota; Pichiomycetes; Serinales; Debaryomycetaceae. Gene Ontology annotation, biological process: poly(A)-dependent snoRNA 3'-end processing; rRNA catabolic process; U4 snRNA 3'-end processing.
AUGUCAUUACAAGUGAAAACAUCAAUCUUAGAUAACGCUGACGGCUCAGCUGAAUUAAUAAUAGGAAAUUCCAAAGUCAUAGUAUCAGUAUGUGGUCCAAUAGAACCAAAACAACGUCAAGAAUUACCCAAUCAAGCAAGUUUAGAAAUCAUAGUUAGACCUUCAACUGGGUUAUCAACUACCAGAGAGAAACUAUUGGAAGAUAAAUUAAGAUCAUUAUUACAAUCAAUUAUUAUCCGUUAUAAAUAUCCUCGUCAAUUAAUUCAAAUUGUUGUACAAUUUUUGAUUAUUGAUGAACCUACCGAAUAUACUUGUAACGAAUUAAGUGCUGCUAUAAAUUGUUGUUAUUUUGCACUUAUAGACGCUGAUAUUGCUUUAAAUUCCUCAUUUGCAUCGGUUGUAUCUUGUUAUAAUCUGGGAAACUUGAUUAACAAUCCUCCUGGAGAUGUGUUGGCUACUAGUGAUUCGCAUCAUGUUGUGUGCUUUGAUAUAGUCGAAGAAAAGGCUAAUAAAGUAUUACUCUUGGAAAGUCAAGGAGAAUUCACAGAGGAAGAAUUAUUUAACUUCAUAUCAAAAUCAGUAACAGUCGCUGAAGAAUUACACACACUUCAACGUAAGUUCAUCAAGGAAAAGAUAGACAAGGAUUACAUAUGGAAGAAUUAG